GUGUCACCGCUCACUCCGCGAAGUCUGGUGUCUGGCGGGUCGGCUUGGGACCUGUGGCCUCUGCGUCCUUCUGCGAGCUGUAGGGCCGGGAAGCCUGCACCCUCAGGCGCAUGCGCUGCCUUGCCGGAUGCCUUCUGCGUUCGUAGGGUCAGAGGUCAAGGGGAAGGUCUGAGAGAGAGAGUGGUGACUUCUGGGUCCCUGUCCUGGUUCCAAUGCCAUUAACUUUGGGGCAGUCAAUAUGUCAGGAUGACAGCUUGUGACAUCUGGCAGAGUUAACUCAGUGCACUGUCAUGGUGGUCAGGGUGUUUUGGUGUGAACUACGGAUGAGAAGUAGAGGGGAAGUGGAUUAAAUAAGCUUCUUAGGAGCUACAGUAGAAGGAACUUGGGGUGCCAGGUCAGAUGUACCGUCUGACCUCAGUCGUGCUACCACGGGCCUUGGCCCAGGCCGUGCGCACAGGACAUCUCAGUGGCCGAAGCCUCCAUAGCAGUGCAGUGGCAGCCACCUACAAGUAUGUGAAUGUGUCAGAGUUGGAGAUGGACAUGAAGUCCGUGACUGACCGUGCAGCUCGGACUCUGUUGUGGACAGAACUCUUCCGAGGACUGGGCAUGACCCUGAGCUACCUCUUUCGGGAGCCCGCCACCAUCAACUACCCAUUUGAGAAGGGCCCACUGAGUCCACGCUUCCGUGGGGAACACGCAUUGCGCCGCUACCCAUCCGGGGAGGAACGCUGCAUUGCCUGCAAGCUCUGUGAGGCCGUCUGUCCUGCACAGGCCAUCACCAUCGAGGCUGAGCCAAGAGCCGAUGGCAGCCGCCGGACUACACGCUAUGACAUCGACAUGACCAAGUGUAUCUACUGCGGUUUCUGCCAGGAGGCCUGCCCUGUUGACGCCAUCGUGGAGGGCCCCAACUUUGAGUUCUCCACUGAGACUCAUGAGGAGUUGCUGUACAACAAGGAGAAGUUGCUGAACAAUGGGGACAAGUGGGAGGCUGAGAUCUCCGCCAACAUCCAGGCUGACUACCUGUACCGGUGACCUGGCCACGUGGCUCGGUCCUGUAGCCCCUGCUGCCCAUAAAGAAGCUAUGAUCCUAC
Messenger RNA from Peromyscus eremicus (cactus mouse), 1091 nucleotides. It is a transcript of the gene Ndufs8, whose product is annotated as NADH:ubiquinone oxidoreductase core subunit S8. The record is from RefSeq and is a predicted model, not a curated record. Gene Ontology annotation, cellular component: membrane. The coding region runs from base 400 to 1032 and encodes 210 amino acids. Gene Ontology annotation, molecular function: NADH dehydrogenase activity; 4 iron, 4 sulfur cluster binding. Gene Ontology annotation, biological process: mitochondrial electron transport, NADH to ubiquinone; mitochondrial respiratory chain complex I assembly. Lineage: Eukaryota; Metazoa; Chordata; Mammalia; Rodentia; Cricetidae. The transcript has 8 exons.